ACUUGGUGCACUCAGACAGUUUGUGGAUUCAGAAAUGACCCAUUAACUGGAAACUAUUCCAAUUCAGAAUAUUUCUUAUAUUUGUCUCAUCAUCAUUGUCAUGGCUGAGUCUGGUUUCCCUUUACCAACAGAGGCCUACUGCCCCCUGUGUGAAGACACAUUAAAAGACCCGGUCACCAUCCCCUGUGGUGACACCUUUUGCCUGGAGUGCAUCAAGAUCUACUGGGAGCAAUUUGACCACAUGGGUGUAUACAGGUGCCCAGAGUGCCAUGCAGUCUUCACGCCGCGGCCUGUGCUGAAACAUAACCUGCCUGAUAUAAACCAUGAGCCACGGCGCCAGCUGCCUGAGCUCACUCCGUUCCCCUACAUGCACCGGGAAUCCUUCUGCGAUUUCUGCGUUGGCCGUCGCAACAAGGCUGUCAAGUCCUGUCUCAUGUGCUUGGCCUACUACUGCGAAACACAUGUCAAGCCUCAUUACGAGUCGUCUACAUUCAAGAGGCACAAGCUGGUGGAUGAGACGGGCCACCUGGACAGGAAGAUCUGCCCCCAGCAUGAGAAAGGCCUGGAGCUGUUCUGUCGCUCUGACCAGAUGUGUAUCUGUGUGCUGUGUACUGUCAGAGAGCACCGUGGCCACAACAUUAGCUCUGCAGAAGAAGAGCGCACGGAGAAGCAAUCCUGGUGGUCACCCAGUCUGAAGUCCAACGCAUCAUUCAGGAAAGAAUGAAGGAGCUGCAGGAGCUCAAGCAUAACGUGGAAGUUCUUAAAGUAAACUCAGACAUGGCUUA
Molecule: messenger RNA, 785 nt
Organism: Monopterus albus (swamp eel)
Lineage: Eukaryota; Metazoa; Chordata; Actinopteri; Synbranchiformes; Synbranchidae
Product: tripartite motif-containing protein 47-like
Exons: 2
Coding region: 101-724 (207 amino acids)
Molecular function (GO): zinc ion binding
Source: RefSeq, a predicted model, not a curated record